UCGCGAGCUUUAGGGUAACCGGCAAAGGCCGUGCGCCUCAGCCGGGUCGGGGGUGUAGGGAGACUAAGUGUGCUGCGGGGCAGACGGGUGUGAAGACCAUGUUCCGAGCGGCAGCUCCUGGGCAGCUCCGGCGGGCGGCCUCGUUGCUUCGAUUUCAAAGUACCUUGGUAAUCGCUGAGCAUGCAAAUGAUACUCUAGCACCCAUAACUUUAAACACCAUCACUGCCGCCAAACGUCUUGGAGGUGAAGUGUCCUGCUUAGUAGCUGGAACCAAAUGUGACAAGGUGGCACAGGAGCUCUGCAAAGUAGCAGGUGUAGCAAAAGUUCUUGUGGCUCAGAAUGAUGUGUACAAAGGCCUUCUUCCAGAGGAACUGACACCAUUGAUUUUGUCAACCCAGAAGCAGUUCAAUUACACACACAUCUGUGCUGGAGCAUCUGCCUUUGGAAAGAACCUUUUGCCAAGAAUAGCAGCCAAACUUGAUGUUGCCCCAAUUUCUGACAUCAUUGCCAUCAAGUCACCUGAUACAUUUGUGAGAACUAUUUAUGCAGGAAAUGCUAUAUGUACAGUGAAGUGUGAUGAAAAAGUGAAGGUGUUUUCUGUCCGAGGAACAUCUUUUGAAGCUGCGGCAACAAGUGGAGGUAGUGCCAGUUCAGAAAAGGCAUCAAGUACUUCACCAGUGGGAGUAUCAGAAUGGCUUGACCAGAAAUUAACAAAAAGUGAUCGACCAGAGUUAACUGGUGCCAAAGUGGUGGUAUCUGGUGGUCGGGGUUUGAAGAAUGCAGAGAACUUCAAGUUGUUAUAUGACUUGGCAGAUCAACUACAUGCUGCAGUUGGUGCUUCCCGUGCUGCUGUUGAUGCUGGCUUUGUUCCCAAUGACAUGCAAGUUGGACAGACAGGAAAAAUAGUAGCGCCAGAACUUUAUAUUGCUGUGGGAAUAUCUGGAGCCAUUCAGCAUUUAGCUGGGAUGAAAGACAGCAAAACAAUUGUGGCUAUUAACAAAGACCCAGAAGCUCCAAUUUUCCAAGUGGCAGACUAUGGAAUAGUCGCAGAUUUAUUUAAGGUAGUUCCUGAAAUGACUGAGCUAUUGAAGAAAAAAUGAAUCAUGAUCAUGUCUUAAGAAGGAAAACAGUGUCAAAGUAUUCAGCUGAAAUCAUAGAAAGUCAUGGGUAUUAUAACAAUCAUUGGAAAGCUUGAGAGCUAAAUUUCAUAAUUUGAGGGGAAAAUUCUAUAAGAUGCCAGAGUGUUUUUUUAUGGGACUAUUAUUUUUUUUUUCUUUUUAAUUAUGUGUGGUUCUAAACAAUUAUUUUUUGAAAUUUUCUAAGUCCUUAAUAUUAUCUGUAAUAAAGUCUUUCCACAGCUCUAAAACUACUACCAGAAAUAUGCCUUGCUCCUUAAUGAGAGAAAAAAUUGAAGAGAGGGAAUAAAACUGCAUUCGUUAUUCUUU
This is a messenger RNA of Choloepus didactylus (southern two-toed sloth), 1445 nucleotides long. It is a transcript of the gene ETFA, whose product is annotated as electron transfer flavoprotein subunit alpha. The coding region runs from base 99 to 1100 and encodes 333 amino acids. Gene Ontology annotation, cellular component: mitochondrion. The transcript is spliced from 12 exons. Lineage: Eukaryota; Metazoa; Chordata; Mammalia; Pilosa; Megalonychidae. Gene Ontology annotation, molecular function: electron transfer activity; flavin adenine dinucleotide binding. The record is from RefSeq and is a predicted model, not a curated record.